This is a messenger RNA of Leptidea sinapis, 1373 nucleotides long. RefSeq lists its product as uncharacterized. The record is from RefSeq and is a predicted model, not a curated record. NCBI's taxonomy places the organism in Eukaryota, Metazoa, Arthropoda, Insecta, Lepidoptera, Pieridae. Gene Ontology annotation, molecular function: calcium ion binding. Gene Ontology annotation, cellular component: cytoplasm. The coding region runs from base 314 to 1336 and encodes 340 amino acids. The transcript has a single exon.
AUUUAUUUUUGCGUACCUAAGCCGCUACAUGGUUUAAAAUUUUGCAUUUUUUUCAUAAGUAUUUCGAAAGCAAUGUUUGAUUUUAUGGGAAAUUUAAGACAUGAACUUUUAGAAGAAUUUAUCGAAAUACUUGAUAUUGUAUCAGACAGCAGUUUGAAUCUUUAUGAAAAGAUAACAGAAAAUUUAACAACAAUAAUUAGAAUACAUCUAAAAAAACCCAGGGCUGGUGAUAACUUCUUAGUAUGACUUACAGGAACAGUAAUAUUACUAUAUAGACUAAUUUUAAUUAGAGAUAAAUUCAAAGUAUUACAUCAUGGAGAUUGAAAAUGUUGAAGGUAAUGAAGCUCCUCUUAAAGAUUCGGAGAGUCAUACAGGAACACCAAAAGCAGAACAAGAUGAUGGUGAAACGGGUGAACAAACUACAGAAGUGAUAGGGCAAGAGGUUGAAAGACAUGGAGACAUCGAGGACACUAUUCAAGGAGAACAUGAAUCAAUAGAAGGUGAAAACAAUGAACGUGUAAUGGGUGAAGGGGAAGGAGUUAUGGGAGAAGAGGAAGAGGUUGUAGGAGAAGGGGAAGAAGUGGCGGGAGAAGAAGAGGCAAAUAUGGAUGGAGAAAUGAUGGGAGAAGAAAAAGUCGAAGAGAAGGCAGAGGAAAAAGAAGAAGAAGUUAAACAGGACGUCGAAGCAGUUGUAGAGGAAGAAGAACAGUAUGUUGAGGAGCCUCCACCUGAUCCAGCUGCACCAUACGACCUUAGUGAUUCUAAAGAGGCUCUCAGAGAACCAUUUGAACUUCGGCCUGAUCAAGAAGCAGAAGUAGAACAGCUAUGGGAUUUUUUUCAAAAUUAUACACCAGCGUAUACCGAUAUAAAAGAUUAUAUAACAGAAAAAGAACUCGUAUAUAUGUUAAAAGCACUUAUGCUCAUGACUUACACGCCCGAACAGCUACAGGAGCUUAUUGCAUAUGUUGUAAGACCUUCACACCCAUUAGGGCAUAUUAAUUAUGAACAAUUUUUAAGGAUCGUUUACAUGAGACAAAGAGAUUUUUCGGCUGAAGACGAAUUGCGCUCAGCUUUACAAGUCAUGGAUCCUGACCGAACCGGUUCAGUAGAUAGGGAAUAUUUGAAAGAUGUACUUCUAAAGUUAGGUCAUAAAAUGCCACAAAAGCAACUUGAUAAUCUCAUUAAAGAAGUAGAUUUGAGCAACGAUGGUACAAUUGGUAUCGAAGACGUUGUUGGUACCAUGGGCAUAGAUCUAAAUAAAGAAGAUUUAAUACUACUCAGACAAUCAUUACAGCCACCAGAUGAAAAUGCAGAGGCCACUGAAGACAAUGCUUAAUAUAAAUAUGUGGAAAAUAAACCUACGUUCAAUAUUG